AUGGCCGCGAAGUCGGACGGGCGGCGGAAGAUGAAGAAGGGCGGCGAGGUGGCGUUCACGCCGCUGCAGAACUCUGAACACUCGGGCUCCGUGCAAGCGCUGGCCCCGGGGCUGCCCGCGGGCGCCGGGCCGGGCGGCGGCAGCGACGACGACGAGGCGCCCGGGGGCGGGUGCUGCAGCGGCGGCGGGGACGGCUCGGGCGGCGGCUCCCGCUGCUGUUGCUGCUGCUGCUGCGGCGGCGGUAGAGGAGGAGAAGGAGGGGGCGGCGGCGGGGGCUCGCGGGGCUCGGGCGGGGGCUCGUCCUCGCUUUGCCUGCGGCUGGGCAGGGAGCAGCGGCGCUACUCGCUGUGGGACUGCCUCUGGAUCCUGGCCGCGCUGGCCGUGUACUUCGCAGACGUGGGCACCGACAUCUGGCUGGCGGUCGACUACUACCUGCGAGGCCAGCGCUGGUGGUUCGGGCUCACCCUCUUCUUCGUGCUGCUGGGCUCCCUCUCCGUGCAGGUGUUCAGCUUCCGCUGGUUCGCGCACGACUUCGGCGCGGAAGACGGCACGGCCGCCGCCGCCGCCUCCGGGCAGUGCCCCGCUGCCGAGAGCAAACUGCUGGUGAGCAGCAGCUCGGCAGCCGCGGACAUCGACUCCGCUCGGCCCUGCACGCCGCAGCGGCAGGCUUCCACUGCCAGCAAGGGCAACGCCAACAGCAGCAGCAGCGGCAGCAGCGGCCCCGCUGGAGGCGGCCCCUCCAGCGGCAGCCGCACCGGCAGCGGCAGGUCGGCGUCGUGCGCCUUCUGCAUCUGGCUCCUGCAGUCCCUCGUCCACAUCCUGCAGCUGGGGCAGGUUUGGAGGUAUUUCCACACUAUAUACUUGGGUAUCCGGAGUCGACAGAGUGGAGAGAAUGACAGAUGGCGGUUUUAUUGGAAAAUGGUGUAUGAGUAUGCAGAUGUGAGUAUGCUGCAUUUGCUAGCCACGUUUCUGGAAAGUGCACCACAGCUGGUCCUGCAGCUCUGUAUUGUUGUACAGACUCGUACACUCCAGGCUCUCCAAGGUCUUACUGCUGCAGCAUCUCUCGUAUCUCUAGCUUGGGCUCUGGCUUCCUACCAGAAGGCCCUCCGUGACUCCCGUGAUGACAAGAAACCCAUCAGUUAUAUGGCUGUUAUAAUCCAAUUUUGCUGGCAUUUCUUCACCAUUGCAGCAAGGGUCAUUACUUUUGCUCUCUUUGCCUCGGUUUUCCAGCUGUACUUUGGGAUCUUCAUCGUGCUCCACUGGUGCAUCAUGACCUUCUGGAUCGUCCACUGCGAGACAGAGUUUUGCAUCACCAAAUGGGAGGAGAUAGUUUUUGACAUGGUUGUUGGAAUUAUCUAUAUCUUCAGCUGGUUUAACGUCAAGGAAGGAAGGACACGCUGUAGGCUUUUCAUUUACUAUUUUGUGAUCCUUUUGGAAAACACCGCCUUGAGUGCUCUCUGGUAUCUCUACAAGGCCCCACCAAUCUCCGAUGCAUUUGCCAUACCAGCACUGUGUGUGGUGUUCAGCAGCUUUCUGACAGGCAUUGUUUUUAUGCUGAUGUACUAUGCCUUCUUUCAUCCCAACGGACCAAGGUUUGGGCAGUCGCCAAGCUGUGCUUGUGAGGACCCUGCAGCUGCCUUUACCCUACCCACGGAAGUGGCAACAAACACCCUUCGGUCCAUCUCCAACAACCGGAGUGUGACGAGUGAGCGGGAUCAAAAAUUCGCAGAGAGGGAUGGGUGUGUGCCUGUGUUCCAGGUGAGGCCCACUGCUCCAUCCACACCUUCAUCCCGCCCACCCCGGAUCGAGGAGUCGGUCAUUAAGAUCGAUCUGUUCAGGAACAGGUACCCAGCCUGGGAGAGACAUGUGUUGGACAGGAGCCUGAGGAAGGCAAUCCUAGCAUUUGAAUGUUCCCCUGCUCCUCCACGGCUACAGUACAAAGAUGAUGCCCUCAUCCAGGAGCGUUUGGAAUACGAAACCACAUUAUAG
Molecule: messenger RNA, 1989 nt
Organism: Centrocercus urophasianus (Greater sage-grouse)
Lineage: Eukaryota; Metazoa; Chordata; Aves; Galliformes; Phasianidae
Gene: XKR4
Product: XK related 4
Exons: 3
Coding region: 1-1989 (662 amino acids)
Biological process (GO): engulfment of apoptotic cell; apoptotic process involved in development; phosphatidylserine exposure on apoptotic cell surface
Cellular component (GO): plasma membrane
Source: RefSeq, a predicted model, not a curated record